CCCCCCCCCAAUCUCCUUCCUCGCCCCCCUCCCAUGGCGUCGCUCUUCGGGGCUCGCCGCCGGCGAUCGCCGGAGGACGACGGCGAGGACCAUAGAUCCGGCUACGGGAGGGCCCAGCGCCGCCGCCUCUCUCCGGAGGAGGACGCGGCGUCGCCGGCGGAGGCGGGGCCGGGCGCGGCCACGGGGAGUAGCCCCGGGUGGCUCUCUGGCUUCGUCUCCGGCGCGAAGAGGGUAAUUUCGUCUGUUUUACUGUUCUCCUCGCCCGAGGAGACGGGCUCGGGGGAGGAGGAGGAAGACGACGAAGACGGCAACGGCUUAAACUCGGAUGAGAAUGAAGAUGUUCCUGACACUCAUGGAGCAAUAGUUCCUUACAGCGAAUCAAAGUUAGCUAUUGAACAAAUGGUUAUGAAGGAAACAUUUACAAGGGAUGAGUGUGAUAAGAUGGUAGAGCUAAUAAAAUCACGAGUUACAGAUUCUACAUUUCCUGAAGCCCGUGAAUAUGGAUCGCCAGAAGAAAUCCCAAGUAGGAUUGCAGGCAUUGGCCAUGAUUUCACAGGAGCUUGGCGCUCCUUGAGCCGUGAUCGGAAUUUCACUAAAUCAGUUCCAUUCUCUAGCAUGAGACCUGGUAGUUUUUCUCCUGGCUCUCCGCUCCAAGCAUCACCUGAGCUAUGCACUGUAGCAGUUACGGAAGCAAAGAAAUGGUUGGAAGAGAGAAGGCAGGGACUAGGCUUAAAGCCUGAAGACAAUGGAACAUGCACAUUGAACACUGAUAUGUUAAGUUCCGGCAUUGACUCUGACAUGGGUUCUCCAGUUGACUUAGCAAAAUCAUACAUGCAAUCAUUACCUCCUUGGCAGUCCCCAUUCUUAGGCAGUCAGAAGUUUAACACAUCAUCCUCCAAAUACUCUAGCUCCUUAUCAAAGGUAACCACAAAGGAGGAUUACCUUUCCAACUUUUGGGGAAAAUUGGAGGAAUCACGAAGAGCUCACAUUGGAUCAUCUGGAGGUUCUGUGGAUGCUCCAAAAUUCUGGAAUUAUGGUUCUACAUCCAGAUUAUUUGAGAAUGAUACCGCUAUAUUCUCAUUGGGUACUGAUGAGAAAGUUGGCGAGCCUACCAAAACCAAUAAUGGGUCUGAAAAGGUUGCAGCAACAGAACCAAUCAGUGGGUACUCCAUACCUAUCACACCAGCCGAAGAUAGAAUUGAUGGUAUUGGUGAACCUGUGGAACUUGCAAAGGACAAUGGGAAUGCAUCUGAAAUUCAACCCGAUAAAGUAGCAGAGGGGAACAAUGUGUCUUCCACAAGCAAUACAAAGGAUGCUACUGACCACAUUGGAGAUGUUAAAGCUCCCACUGCAGAACCAAAUUUAGGGGAAUCACAUAUCAACUCAGCUUCAGAAUUCAGACCAAAGGAUGCAGGUCCCCCAAUCCAGGCCAGAGUGAAUGGGUCAAGCAAGAAAACAUCUGUGAAUGGCCUUGUGGAUCAAUCAAAGGCCAACUCCGGGUUAGAAUCUUCAGCAAACGAUAAUCCAAGCUGCACUAACUCAAGCAGUGCUGUGCCACCCACCAGUAACGACUUAACUGAGUCUGCAGCUGGUGCUGCAGAUGUUCAUUCUGUUGAGAAUUGCACUGGAAUUAAUCCAGAAGAACCGGUUAAGGGGGCCUCGAGACAGAAUGUUCGGCGAGGAGGACGGAAAAGGGUGGUGCGAGGGCCUAAAGGAAGAGGGAAGUAGAAGACUUGCUGCACGAUAUUGUUGUAUACUAAUAUUAACGGCCCAAAAGGGCAACGUGAUACCUAGGUUAAUUAGAGUUAGCCUCGUACAAGGCAUUGUGCUUCACCAUUUGUAUCCAUGUUGUAUUAUUGUAGGCUUUAUAAUGACCACGUUUAGAAUUGAUUAUUAUUUAGGACUGGUAGUCGCUUGAUUUGUGUUCCAGUGUCUCUAGUGUUUCAUAAGUUUAGUUUGUGCAGAUGGAAGAACAAUGGGUUGAUUGUACUGUAGCAGUGACGUAGCAGAUGUUCUAGCCAUCUAGGUGUGUGCAGUGAAUCAAGUGAGGCAGUGAGUUGUUUCCUUUGUAUGGUGGACAUCCACAUUCUGGCGAUGUAACCCUUGUUUUGUGCUUUAUGCUUGCUUAGAACCUGUUCUUUGAUCGAGCAGUGCAGGCUGUUGCAUCAUCGUAUGAUGGUUUCU
Molecule: messenger RNA, 2184 nt
Organism: Setaria italica (foxtail millet)
Lineage: Eukaryota; Viridiplantae; Streptophyta; Magnoliopsida; Poales; Poaceae
Product: protein KAKU4
Exons: 11
Coding region: 34-1728 (564 amino acids)
Biological process (GO): nuclear membrane organization
Cellular component (GO): nuclear envelope
Source: RefSeq, a predicted model, not a curated record